Penicillium mononematosum is the source of this 732-nucleotide messenger RNA. RefSeq lists its product as uncharacterized. Lineage: Eukaryota; Fungi; Ascomycota; Eurotiomycetes; Eurotiales; Aspergillaceae. The coding region runs from base 1 to 732 and encodes 243 amino acids. The record is from RefSeq and is a predicted model, not a curated record. The transcript has 4 exons.
AUGGAUGAGGCUCUCUUAUCAGAGCGGGCUGCUCGUCGGCACACGUUGGCUAGGAUUGAGAACCUGAUCAAGAAAACCCCGGAUCAGCAUGUCGAGCCCCACGACUUGAAGGCGGCCGGUAUCCGCCAUUCUCUUUUGUCCCUCAAAGGAGAUACUCAGCAUUGUCCACACUUCUUCAAACCAUACCAAGAAGAACUGCCUCUCCCGGAGAAGGAGAAGGAGGACAAAAUGCUGAGAUAUGAGCCCGAUCCGAAUCACAUCAUGUGGGAGACUCGCGAGAUGGAGAUUUUCCUUACCCACCACUUUCAGAAGUGCUGGAGAUAUGCAUCGAAGAAGUACCCCAAUAGCCCUCCAGCGUCUGGUGCAUAUCGAGAGAUUGGAGAUUACAGAUUUGGCCAACUACUGGAGUGUAUAGGGUUCAACUGGUUAUCCUGGAAAGUGAAGAACGCCGAUGAUCGACUGCUCCGCGGAGAAAUCAUGACUAUUACCGACAUCAUGGCUGCUCGUCUGAAGACCAAGUCGCUGCGUCAGCAUAUAGUUGCCCCGAUGCUGGUCUGGUCUCUUAUGGGUCCUCGCCAUGCUCGUGUCCUGGAGGCUGAUUUUGACGGAAAGUUCCUCAACAUCCGCGCCUCCAAGCUGUACGAUUUCACCCGGAAGAACACCGACACUGUGCAGUUGAUGACACGAUAUUGGCUUGGUGACGCGUGCGGCCAGACUUUGAUGGAAACCUAG